Molecule: messenger RNA, 2562 nt
Organism: Zerene cesonia (dogface butterfly)
Lineage: Eukaryota; Metazoa; Arthropoda; Insecta; Lepidoptera; Pieridae
Gene: CCT1
Product: T-complex protein 1 subunit alpha
Exons: 10
Coding region: 1-1668 (555 amino acids)
Biological process (GO): protein folding
Cellular component (GO): chaperonin-containing T-complex
Molecular function (GO): ATP-dependent protein folding chaperone; ATP binding; ATP hydrolysis activity
Source: RefSeq, a predicted model, not a curated record
AUGUCGACGUUAGCUGCGCCUUUAUCUGUGGCAGGAACGAGAUAUUCAGGAGCACCUGUUCGGACACAAAAUGUUAUGGCAGCAGCAGCUAUUGCUAACAUAGUGAAGAGCUCAUUGGGACCAGUUGGACUGGACAAAAUGCUGGUUGAUGAUAUCGGAGAUGUCACUGUUACCAAUGAUGGUGCUACUAUUCUUAAGAUGUUGGAAGUAGAACACCCAGCGGCCAAAGUGUUGGUGGAGCUAGCACAGUUACAAGAUGAGGAGGUUGGAGAUGGCACUACCUCAGUCGUAAUUAUUGCAGCCGAGCUACUUAAGAAUGCAGAUGAACUGGUGAAGAACAAAAUUCAUCCAACAAGCAUCAUCUCUGGCUACCGCCUAGCUUGCAAAGAGGCUGUGAAAUAUAUCCAAGAUAACCUCACAGUCACCGUUGAAUCACUUGGCAGAGCAUCCAUCAUCAAUGCUGCCAAAACUACCAUGUCUUCAAAGUUGAUUGGAGCUGAUGCGGAUUUCUUUUCCGAAAUGGUGGUAGACGCAGCAAUGGCUAUCAAGACAAUGGACCCCAAGGGUAACGCUAUCUACCCCAUCAAAGCCGUCAACAUCCUGAAGGCCCACGGAAGGAGCGCUCGGGAGAGUGUGCUUGUUAAAGGAUAUGCCCUUAACUGCACUGUCGCUUCACAGGCCAUGCCCAAAAAAAUUGUUAAUGCUAAAAUUGCCUGUCUCGAUUUCUCACUGCAAAAGACAAAGAUGAAGCUUGGUGUUCAGGUUCUUGUAAGUGACCCCGAGAAGUUAGACGCGAUCCGCGCUCGCGAAUUGGACAUUACAAAGGAGCGUCUCCAAAAGAUCCUUGCUACCGGAGUCAAUGUGAUCCUGUGCAGCGGUGGUAUUGAUGAUCUCUGCUUGAAAUACUUCGUGGAAAAUGGUGCUAUGGGCGUGAGGCGUUGUAAGAAAGCUGAUUUGAAGAGGAUCGCUAAGGCUACCGGGGCUGCGUACCUUACCUCACUUACUAAUAUGGAAGGUGAAGAAGUUUUCGAACCAAGCAUGAUUGGAGAGGCUGCGGAAGUUGUACAAGAACAAAUCUGUGAUGACCAGCUUAUCUUAAUUAAGGGGCCGGCAGCGCGCACGGCGGCGUCCAUCAUCCUGCGCGGCCCCACGGACGCGUACUGCGACGAGAUGGAGCGCUCGGCGCACGACGCGCUGUGCGCCGUGCGCCGCGUGCUCGAGUCGGGCCGCCUCGCGCCCGGCGGCGGCGCCGUCGAGGCCGCGCUCUCCAUAUACCUGGACAACUUCGCCACCACGCUGAGCUCUCGCGAGCAAUUGGCGAUCGCGGCGUUCGCGCAAUCCCUCCUCGUGAUACCCAAGACGCUGUCAGUGAACGCGGCACGCGAUGCUACAGACUUGGUGGCCAAGUUGCGAGCGUAUCACAACUCCUCGCAGACUAAGGUAGAGCACGCGAACCUAAAGUGGGUCGGUCUAGACCUCACCGAGGGCACGCUACGCGACAACCUGGCUGCGGGUGUCCUCGAACCCGCUAUAUCCAAGAUAAAAUCCCUAAAAUUCGCCACUGAGGCGGCGAUCACCAUCCUGCGUAUCGAUGACAUGAUCAAAUUAGACCCAGAACAGAAGGGCAAGAGCUAUGAAGACGCGUGCAACGCCGGCGAGCUGGACUAACUCAGUUAACUUAUUCUCUCGAUUGGCGAGUGAUAAACUGGAUAACCUAGGGGCGUAUUAAGUUAUGGAAAAGUUAACAUAGUGACAUCAUCGAUAAAAAAAAACUUAUUUUGGAUUGAUAUUUGCCCAUAUGUGUCCUUUAGUAUACAGGCAGUAAUUGAAAUAUUUUUUUCAAAAAAUAUAGCCUAAUAUGCCCCUUAAUUCUUUUUUAGAGUGAUUGCUAUCAUAAGUACAUUACUUGUACAUCGAGAUCCAGUAACUUAAUUUUGUAUUGUAUGAAGUCUUUUAUAUACGCCGCUUUGGAAGUAUUAUGUUAUGUUACAAGAAUAAUUUGUUUAAGUUGGCCAGUUACAAUAUGUAUUUGCGGGACUAUAGCUGUUACACUGUUGAGGCGAAAUUAUUGAAUGUUGGUAAUUAAUGUUAUAAAAUUAAACGAAAGAUUUCCAAAUUGAAUAAAAUAACUAACAUGUGCAGGCCUCACAAAUAUAACUUCAUACAUUAUUAUAUUCAUCAGAAUUACAUGAUACAUUCUCAAUAUGUUUAAAAUAAAAUAUCCAAUGGAAUAUUCAAUAAAAGAGGAUGAAAUAUGAAGCACAAUUCAUUACACAUUAUAGAUAUUUUUCAGUUGCAUACACAGCUUGUAUUUUAAAGUUUAAGGUACACAAAGACUGUUAGAUUGUGACUUCAAAGUUGAUAUUAGUUCACAAUUAUUUGUUGAUAGCCACCAAUCACCGAAAAUAAAAUAUUAAUAAUAUUAAUUUAAAUCCUUGCUAAAGAUCGAAUUUCAUUUGAUCCAUUAAAAGAACUAGUUCGUAAUGGUUUUAUGCUUUUAACAUUUAAUGCUAGUUUAUUUCGCUAGGGCCUAUUUUGGCAUAAUAAAGAUUAAUAUUUUAA